Molecule: messenger RNA, 608 nt
Organism: Eurytemora carolleeae
Lineage: Eukaryota; Metazoa; Arthropoda; Copepoda; Calanoida; Temoridae
Exons: 11
Coding region: 62-586 (174 amino acids)
Source: RefSeq, a predicted model, not a curated record
CGUAAAACAAUGAGCUCACAACUACGCCAGUUGAAUACUAUUUCUUAGAGGAUCAAGAGACAUGAAGGGUAGUGUUGGUACAGUACAUGUACUUUGUACAGUACUUCUGUAUACUGUACAACAAGCAAGUGCUAAGCUUUGCUGGGAGGAGUGCACAGAUUUAGGAGUAGUUCAGAAUGUUGACAUCCAUGGUUGCAGAAGAAGAUCAUCUUAUCCUUUGCAGCAGGAUUUUAAGUGUAACGGCCGAACCGGUCCACCGUGUACGACGUUGAGGGGAGACACAGUGUAUCUAGAUCUACACUGGAAGGAUGAAGGACAUCAAAAUAUAACUCAGAAUGUUGUGUGGCAGUCAGGUUUCUUCGAUCUUCCCUGGGUUGGAAUGGAAACAGAGAUUUGCAAGUACACUAAUGGAGGUCAAGGAUGUCCGGGGUCUGGAGAGAACGGUGUGAGUAAUGUCCAGUUUCCAAUACAGAUUCUAGACAUGUAUCCAGCCGGAAAGUAUAAUCUGAAAUGGGAAAUACUGGACCGUACGUCCGAAGGAUCUAAAACCCUGGCCUGCUUUCUAAUAACUGUAAAAAUUAUGUAAAAUAUAUAUUUUUACAAGUCAA